Messenger RNA from Neocloeon triangulifer, 509 nucleotides. RefSeq lists its product as uncharacterized. NCBI's taxonomy places the organism in Eukaryota, Metazoa, Arthropoda, Insecta, Ephemeroptera, Baetidae. Bases 138 to 395 code for a protein of 85 amino acids. The record is from RefSeq and is a predicted model, not a curated record. The transcript is spliced from 3 exons.
AACUGCCUUCUGGCCAUUCUCUUCUCAUUCAGCAGCUGCUUCCGGCUAGUUGCAAAAAAUCGAAUUUUCUGCUUCUCUGUCCUUGUCCUCUACAAUUUCGAGGCUGUAACAUCAAGUGCACGACCAAUUUUUGCAAAAUGCUGUCCCGCAUCGUCCGACCUGCAGCCAGGAAUGUUUUGGCGAGGCAGUAUCACUCUCCCUCGAACCAGAAGCUUCCCACCAUGAACGACCUGCCUGUCCCUCAGGGUUCUUGGCAGCAACAUCACGCCAGCCUCCAGAGGAGGUACAACACCCACUUGGCUGUUGGAGUUACCUUCUGCCUGUUCUCCUUCUUUGUUGCCAAGCAAUCAGGCCUGUUCUUCUUCAACUGGGGACCUGAGCUGAAAAACAAGUAGAGGUAUUCACCCUUAAAAAUGUAUAGAAUGAAUUUAUGUUUUGAGACGUCCACAAAAGAGAGGAUGUCUUGAAUACUUGUAAUUAAUACGCAAUAAAUCCAUUAAUCAAGUCCA